This is a messenger RNA of Elaeis guineensis (African oil palm), 2875 nucleotides long. NCBI's taxonomy places the organism in Eukaryota, Viridiplantae, Streptophyta, Magnoliopsida, Arecales, Arecaceae. The record is from RefSeq and is a predicted model, not a curated record.
GAAAAGUAAUUAUAUUUUUUAAAAAUUAAAAAUUCUAUGAAAUUAAAUAUUUGAUAAUUAAAAAAGUUUCUUCUAUGAGUAGAAAAAUUUUAUGCUUGGAAAAAGAACGAAAACAAAAUCCAAUAUAUAGCAUUAUUGCUUAUGUUAUUACUGGUUAUUUUUAACUACAACAAUAGAAAACAACUACUGCAAUAGCCACAGUCUUACUCCAAAAAAUCCAACUGAAAUUUCAAUUGGGCAAGAUAGCAUAUUAAUAUUAGCAUAACGCCAUCAUACAAACAUGGUCGAAAGUCCGAUUUGAAUACUAAGAAUAAUCAGAUAAACAGAGAAAAAAACGACGAUAACGGUCAGAAUAAUUGCGGACGCAUGACGGAGUCUUAAAAAAAAUGCCAGAUUGGAUUUCGUAGGAUACGCUAUCAGAGAGAGAGAUCGACGGGAGGAAUAAGACUUGUGAGCGGAAGGCCGGAUAAGGCGUUCCGGAUUAGGCCGAAAAGCGAACAUCUUAUCCCCGAAUUGGACGGCAAACCGGGAAAAGAAGGCUGUGAACGUGCCGUAGUUCGACCACUGGAAUUCCGAAAAAUACGAUGAAUCCAUUAAAAAGAUUACCCCCGAAUUAUAAUUUUUUUUCCCCUUAUUGAAAUCCAUAAUGAAAAGCAAAAAUAGUAAAACUGAUUAAUUUAUAAUAAAACUCAUCUCCAGUUCCUUUUGCCUCCUCUCCGUUUCUUCUCAGGCCUUGGUGCCUUCCCAUCGGCCUCUUCACCUAGGGAUUGACGUCCUUAGAGAACAUAGGCUUUUGGGGAGAAGGUCUAAAACGCUUCAACGAGGAGAGAGACACAUUGUUGUGGAGAGGUUUUGGAAUGUUUCAAUGCUUCUUUUGCAUGCCAGGGCAGGACAGGACUUCAGGGAUUCUGGGGGCAUUUUCUUCCACAGUUGAUGAUAUGGAAGGGGGAGUCCAUGAAGCGGACAAUACAGAGUUUAAGGAAUGUUUUAGUCUGACAUGGAAGCAGCCGUACAUCCUUCAACUUGCACUCUCUGCUGGCAUUGGUGGUCUUCUAUUUGGCUACGAUACAGGUGUUAUCUCUGGAGCACUACUAUACAUUCGUGAUGACUUCCGACAAGUUGAUAGAAGCACUGUACUCCAGGAAACCAUUGUGAGCAUGGCUGUAGCUGGAGCUAUAGUUGGUGCUGCAUUUGGUGGAUGGAUAAAUGACAGAUUUGGAAGGAAACCUUCGAUAUUGUUAGCUGAUCUGUUGUUCUUUGUUGGUGCUGUUGUAAUGGCUAUCGCACCAGUUCCCGAAAUUAUAAUCGUGGGGAGAAUCUUGGUGGGCUUCGGAGUUGGGAUGGCUUCUAUGACUUCUCCUCUCUACAUUUCUGAAGCUUCUCCUGCCAAAAUUAGAGGUGCUCUUGUCAGCACUAAUGGGUUGCUUAUUACAGGAGGACAAUUUCUAUCCUACCUCAUAAAUCUGGCUUUCACCAAGACCCCAGGAACUUGGCGCUGGAUGCUCGGUGUGGCUGGGCUUCCUGCUCUUGUUCAGUUUGUACUGAUGCUGAUGCUUCCAGAGUCACCUAGGUGGCUGUACAGAAAGGAUAGAAAAGAGGAAGCUGCAGAGAUCUUGAGAAAGAUAUAUCCUUCUCAUGAAUUUGAGAAAGAAAUCGAAGCUUUACGAAAGUCGAUUGAAGCUGAAAUAGCUGAGGAAGGUUCGAUCGGGGGAGAUGGCAUGUUCAGCAAACUAAAGAAGGCAACAGGUAGUGUGGUCGUGCGCAGAGGGCUUGUGGCAGGCAUUCUUGUGCAGGUAGCUCAGCAGUUUGUGGGUAUCAACACAGUGAUGUAUUACAGUCCCACAAUAGUUCAAUUGGCUGGUUAUGCUUCCAACGGUACUGCCUUGGCACUCUCUCUCAUAACCUCUGGUCUCAACGCCGUGGGCUCUAUCGUCAGUAUCUUCUUCGUCGACAGAGCCGGAAGGAGAAAGCUGCUUCUUAUCAGCUUGGUUGGAAUCAUUACAUGCUUGGCCUUGCUCGGCGGUGUCUUCUUUGGAGUUGCUUCACAUUCCCCGGCAGUGGAAUUGCCGAAUCCGGUCGGUGGAAACUCUACGUGCCCUGAUUUCAAGCCAGCUUCAGGCAUGACAUGGACAUGCAUGGAUUGCGUGAAAGCAGCCUCAGGGUGUGGAUUUUGUGCUCACGACGGGGAUAAACUUCUCCCUGGGACCUGCUUGUCGUCUGAGUCUGAUGGAAAACAAUUCUGUCAAGCAUCAAGCCGUGAGUGGUACACUCGUGGCUGCCCAAGCAACUUUGGCUGGUUGGCUCUCAUCGCCCUCGGAGCAUAUAUCAUCUCCUACUCUCCGGGCAUGGGCACCGUCCCUUGGAUCGUCAACUCCGAGAUCUACCCUCUGAGAUACCGAGGAGUCUGCGGUGGGGUUGCCGCGGUGGCGAAUUGGGUCUCGAACCUGAUCGUCACACAGACAUUCUUGAGCUUGACGGAGGCUUUAGGCACUGCACCAACAUUCCUCUUGUUCUGCUGUGUUUCCGUGGUUGCGCUCGUUCUCAUUUUCUUGCUCGUGCCUGAGACCAGAGGACUGCAGUUCGAAGAGGUGGAGAAGAUGCUGGAGAGUAAAGACUACAGGGCUUGGAAGAAGAGCUCCGUCAAAGCUCGGUCUUAACCAAAUAUGCACAUCAUUCCCAAAAGUCUGUCCUGCAUUGGUAAUGUAAUAAUGAGCUCCUCACGACCCUUGCAAUUCCUUUCUCACAUGAAUGCGACAAAUGCCACCCUGGGAAUGUAUGGAGUUCAAAAGAAUUUGGUAUCGAAUGGUACUUCCAGUUGUGCUGGAUUACAUAAUGGCAAUACAAAAUCAUGGACAGAAUUUAUGCAGGGAGUUAA